This is a messenger RNA of Onychostoma macrolepis, 1865 nucleotides long. RefSeq names its product elongin B (gene elob). Gene Ontology annotation, cellular component: VCB complex; elongin complex. Lineage: Eukaryota; Metazoa; Chordata; Actinopteri; Cypriniformes; Cyprinidae. The record is from RefSeq and is a predicted model, not a curated record. Gene Ontology annotation, biological process: transcription elongation by RNA polymerase II. The transcript is spliced from 4 exons. Bases 155 to 514 code for a protein of 119 amino acids. Gene Ontology annotation, molecular function: protein binding.
UGUGUGAGGCCACUAGGGCGCGUCUCCGGCACAGAAAAGAGUUGACGCCGCUCGCGCAAAGACAUCUGGGAUUGUGGAGGACUGGCUCGAGCGCUUUGAUUUCCGCAGUGCAGCGUGGGAUAGUGGAAGAAGUCAGCGAAACAGUCGUAGAGAAAUGGAUGUCUUUUUGAUGAUCAGACGUCACAAGACAACCAUCUUCACAGAUGCUAAGGAGUCUACCACAGUCUACGAGCUGAAGCGGAUUGUGGAGGGCAUCCUAAAGCGAGCGCCAGAGGAUCAGAGACUUUAUAAGGAUGACAUGCUGCUAGAAGAUAGUAAGACCCUUGGAGACUGUGGGUUCACAAACCAGACAGCCAGGCCUCAGGCUCCGGCCACAGUAGGACUGGCUUUUCGCAUCGGUGAUGAUGCUUUUGAGCCUCUAAGAAUAGAGGCCUUCUCCAGCCCUCCUGAGCUCCCCGAUGUCAUGAAGCCUCAAGACUCGGGCAGCACUGCCAACGAACAAGCCGUGCAGUGAAGGAGGAACUGACGAUAAAGGGUUGGGGGGGAGGGUGGGGGGUGAGACAGCGGGGGUAAAGAGUGUCCAAAACAGCGGACAAGCAAAACACGUGCGUUUUAAGAUGGUGGUGCGUAUUGAGUUACAAAAAGAGGGGGGAAGCAUGAGUGAGAGUGAUCUUGUGUGGUAUUGUAACUUUGCUGAGAAUUUGAAUCGCUCUCCCUGUUACUCCUCAUGUCCCAUCGAGCACUAGCAACUUACUCUCACUGUAUUGUCGCAAACCCUUCCAAUGUUCGGUGUCUGCUCAUCUACAGGUUAAUCCACCAAUCACAACGUCCCAUUUGGCGCAGGCACAUUUUGAUUUGGUAAUAUUUCCCUUGAUUUCUGGAUGAAUUGCUCAUUUGUCAGACAGCUGUUAGUCACCUCUCAGAGGUGGUUAGAUAUCGGAGUAUUUAAACCCGUGCUUCUUAUUUAAUUCACGCAAAUGUUAUGUUUGGAGAGUUAUAAACGUUUUGUGCUUUUUGUGUGUUUCAAUCUGAUAGGGGCGGGGUGGGUUUGUGUUUGUGGCUGUAAGGUUUAACAAAUGCCCACUUUACUGAUCGCAUUUACAGUAUGCUGUUGUGUGUUAAUGAGUAUUGAUAUAAUUAUUCUUAUUUAGAUCCUGCAUAAUUUUAUUGGGGUGCAAAAGGCCAUAGGCUGAACAGUUUUAUGUUACCAACUUAAUAUAGUGUAAAUGCACAUGGAACUUACUGAACAUCAGAGUGGGCAUGGAUGCCUGCAAAUGAAUACACAGCACAUGGUUAAGGUGAAUUCUGACAUACAGUGGUUUCAUUGUAAAUACAUUUUUCCACUCGCAUUGUUGCUUCCUGAAGUGUGUUUUGCUUUUCUUUACAUUUCUUUUGUUGGAGGAGUGUAGUGGUGUCCGCUUGUUUCUUUUUGAAUAUUUGUUUGGAAGCUGAAGUAUUGACAUUUAAGUCCCUGAUUUUGUAUUUAAAUCAAAGGGGAGUGUAAAUGCUAAUCCGUUUUUUGUUUUUCUUUGUGUGUGUGGGUGUGUGUGUGUGUGUGGCAUUUUAAAAUAGUGGAAAGAAUCAAGUAAAAAUGUAAAGAUCAAUAAGAAUGAAGCCUUUGGGCACAGUUGCUUGAACAAGUGAAUGUUUAACUUUAACACAAAUGCUGACAUUGUGUUCAUCCCAAAAAACGGAUCCUAAUGUUUUUGCGAACUCACCCUUAUUCUUCUCAGUGAUGGCAGUGUUCCUUCACAGUGCUCUUGCAAAAACAAACAAACAAAGAGUUAAAAACAGAAAAGAAAAUCAUGCUGCAGUAUCUGUAACUGCAUUUAAAUUAAUUAAAAUCAGCCCUUUUCCACUCCUUG